Seriola aureovittata is the source of this 4238-nucleotide messenger RNA. It is a transcript of the gene map4k2, whose product is annotated as mitogen-activated protein kinase kinase kinase kinase 2. Lineage: Eukaryota; Metazoa; Chordata; Actinopteri; Carangiformes; Carangidae. Gene Ontology annotation, biological process: protein phosphorylation. Gene Ontology annotation, molecular function: MAP kinase kinase kinase kinase activity; ATP binding. The record is from RefSeq and is a predicted model, not a curated record.
GUGUGUGUGUGUGUCUCUGUGUGUGUGUGUGUGUGUCACUGAUCGCGGAGUUGUGUGUCUGUGUCACUGACUAGUCCUGUGCGUGUGUGUGUGUGUCUGCCUGUGUGAUCGAUACUGCAGCAAUUAGUCAUCUCCAAUUAAUUCCCAUUAACCAGCCGGUGAGAGUGUUGUUCAUCUGCUGCCGCUUCCUCUUCCAACAGCAGCCGUGAUGUGUGAGUAGAAAGCCCGCCAGGCUCAGCCACAGCACCCGGAGAGGUGUCUCCAAACAUGGACAGGAUAGGGGUGUCAUUCCUGGACCCUCUGGAUGACUACGAGUUAAUUCACAGGAUUGGGUGCGGCACCUAUGGAGAUGUGUUCAAGGCUCGUAACAUCAGGACGUCUGAACUGGCAGCGAUCAAGAUCGUCAAGCUGGAUCCUGGUGACGACAUCACGUCCAUCCAGCAGGAGAUCACGAUGAUGAAGGAGUGCAAGCACAAAAACAUCGUGGCCUACUUCGGCAGCUACCACAGGAACACCAAGCUGUGGAUCUGCAUGGAGUACUGUGGUGGAGGGUCACUUCAGGACAUUUACCACGUGACGGGUCCAUUAAGGGAGAAGCAGAUAGCGUAUGUGUGCAGAGAAACCCUCCAGGGUUUGUAUCACCUGCACGAAACAGGCAAAAUGCACAGAGACAUAAAGGGAGCCAACAUCCUUCUGACAGAGAGAGGAGACGUGAAACUGGCUGACUUUGGAGUGGCGGCAGAGAUCAGCGCCUCGGUGGCCAAAAGGAAGUCUUUUAUAGGAACUCCCUACUGGAUGGCUCCAGAGGUGGCUGCAGUGGAAAAGAAGGGCGGGUACAACCACCUGUGUGAUAUCUGGGCAGUCGGCAUCACCGCCAUCGAGCUGGCUGAGCUCCAACCGCCCAUGUUUGACCUCCACCCAAUGCGUGCGCUGAUGUUGAUGUCCAAGAGCAACUUCCAGCCCCCGAGACUAAAGGAUAAAUCCAAGUGGUCUGCAGGUUUCCAGAGCUUUGUGAAGAUGUCUCUCAUUAAAAGUCCUCGUAAAAGGCCGUCAGCUGAGACGCUGCUGCAGCAUCCGUUUGUGACGCAGCUACUGACACGUAACCUGGUGAUUGAGCUUCUGGACAUGGCCAACAACCCCGAGCUCCACUCCAGCCACACACACAGCCUGGAUGACAACGACCUGGAGGUUGGGGAAAUAGCUCCUGACAAGAUCCAGUCAGCCGGGAAACACCUGCCUGUAGAGAGGACCCUGUCUGAAGAGCAAUUCGACCAGGUGAAGUUUGGACCCCCGCUGAGAAAAGUCACAGAGCCUUAUCCUGAUUUGCAGAGUCCUUAUGAUGACGACUGGAGUCUGUCUGGAAAUGAAGACAACUCACCGAGCCUGUUGGAAUGUGUGGAGCAAGCUCUGCAGCUGAGGAGUUUAACCAUUAAGAGGGCGCCAUCUACUGACGGAGGGAAGAAGAGUGGUCUGUUCAGUCUGUCCACAGCCUCCCUGCCGGCCUUCCGCUCUCUGACCCCCGGCGCCGAGGACAGAGACCUGACGCUGAGACCCAGCUGCACGCUGGGCCCCGACGCCGCCACCUCCCCCGACUCCACCUCCGCCACAGUCCUGGCCAGGUGCUCGGCCACGCAGGACAUCAGACAGCGCUGCAGCGAUCCAUGUCUGCCUGGGGGGGAAGCUGUAACGGCAGAGAAGAGGAAGGUCGCCACUGUUUCCUCCCCGAAGAGAGAGACGCCUCUGUCUCCUGAGUGGAGCACACUAAGGAAAAAUACCGAGGACUCUAGGGCUGAUUGUCAUGGACUUCCUCCUACCCCUCAAGUCCAUAUGGGAGCCUGCUUCUCCAAAGUCUUCAAUGGUUGUCCUCUAAAAAUCCACUGUGCCGUCACCUGGAUUUUACCCAAGACAAGAGAUCAGCACCUUAUUCUUGGGGCGGAGGAGGGCAUCUACACACUGAACCUUAAUGAACUUCAUGAAGAUACACUAGAGAAGCUGCUCCCUCAGCGAUGUACCUGGCUGUACGUCAUGAACAACGUGUUGAUGUCUGUAUCAGGGAAGUCGUCCCAGCUGUACUCCCACAGCCUGACAGCCCUGUUUGAACAGAAAGGACAUCUGCCGAAGAAGCACAGCAGUCUGUCGCUCAGCACCAACCGCUUCACUGAGAGGAUCGGCCCCAGGAAGUUCGCCAUAUCUGUGAAGAUUCCCGACACUAAAGGCUGUAGAACAUGUAGCGUAGCAAGAAACCCGUACACAGACAGUACGUUUCUGUGUGCGGCGGUUCCGUCUGUGGUUCUACUGCUGUGGUAUGAGCCUCUGCAGAAGUUCAUGCACCUAAAGCACAUAGCGAUACGGCUGCCGGACUGUUUGCCCGUGUUUGAGCUGCUGGUGUUGGUGACGGAUGAGUUCCCCCAGCUGUGCGUCGGGGUGAGAGACCCUAGCAACGGGAAGCCCCGCCCCGGCCAACAGCUGGAGUUUGAUAUCAUCGAGCUGAACGGCACCGCUGUCUCAGCACCAGAUAGUGGAGCGCUCAGGGCGGUGCAGGUGACCCAGCUGGACAGAGACACUGUCCUCAUCGCAGUAGAAAAGACUGUAAAGAUCGUGAACCUGCGGGGUCUUCCAUCCAAAGAGCUGGCUGCUGAAAUGCUCUUCGACUUCCCCAUCGAAACACUAGUCUGCUUACAGGACAGUGUGCUGGCCUUCUGGAAGCACGGCCUCAAAGGGAAGAGUUUCCACUCAAAUGAGAUAACGCAAGAAAUUACAGAUGAGAGUCGAGUAUUCAGAGUUUUGGGAACAAACAGGGACAUCAUCCUUCAGAGCACACCCACAAACGACCCCUCAGCACUGAGCAACCUGUACAUCCUGACCGGACAUGAGAGCAGCUACUGAGAGGAACUGGGCCGUCGUCUUCAAAGAAGAAGAAGAAUGCAGAUCUCUUCCGCGACCCUGUGGUGGAAACGAUCCUCCAUGACUGAAGUUGUAGCAGUCAGACACCAGCACCAACUAAUCCCAACACCUCUCUGCUGUGAAGGACAAACGUCAGUAUGGGAGCAAGUUGCCCGCUCAGACUCUGACUGUAUUUUGUUGAGAGACUUGUCAGUAUGCUAAGUGAGUUUCUAACUCUUGGGUGUGCUAAUUAAAGUUGCUAAAGCCAAGAUUUUCAUGUAAAUACAAUUCAUCCUCCCGGCCUAAAUCAAAAGUUUGACUGCUACAGAGAAGACAGCUUGAGAUGCCAUCGAUCUACUGCCGUCAGUACAGACCAUAGACUGUAGAAAAACAUAGACUUUGUUGAAUUUGAGUUUACUGCUGUUGUACUUUGGCUUCACUACUCAGCCAUAGGAUUUGCCUGUUUUUGCUAAAGUGUAAGUGAUAAAGUGUAAAACUGAACCAAUUUCCAACCCCACUUCAUUAUUUCACUCAACCUUCAGUGUAAAGAGAGAUUUACAGUUACAGUUAGCAUGAGGCUUUUACUGGGAUACCAUAUGUUGUUGUGUGCGAACUCAAGAAGUGAUGAGGAGUUCAAAUUUUGACUAGAUUCUCUAAAAUUUCAGAUCUAAACACCCAGUAUCUUGUUUGUAGAAAGAACAAUGAAAGAAACCUUCAACAAGAAAUACAUCGCCCUGUUGAAGCUAGCUUAUUAUCUGGUUAAAGCUAUCUCAUGUUAGCAACAGCUGAAUGUUAGCUAGAAUGCUAAAAAAGUGUGUGUAACCACAUUAACUUUUCAUGUGUAUAUAUUUUUAUCUAAGAUCAUGUAAUUUUGAAAAUCACAUUUAAAUGUAUAUGAAGAUUGUAAAUGUGCUAUCUUAGCUUAGCAGCUUUUACAUCAUGUGCCACCAUGUUGAGAGUUCCUCAAUUUUCUGCAUUUAAAGGGUCACUCCUCCGUCUCUGCGUCACCCCUCCAUCGCUCUUAAUAAUUCUGCUUAUACAUAGGCUAAAUGUACAUUUGAUUACAUGAGGUGCCAUAGAAACAACUGUAGCCUACUCCUGAUUGUUUGACAAAAAUACAAAUUCCACAACAUUAGUUUUGUGUGUAAUAUUUAUGUUAUUUAUGGAAAGGAAACUGUAUUAGUAACACUCACCUUUCCCUGACAGAUACUUGAAAGACAUAAUAUGCAUAUGGGUUUUUGAUCUUUGAUGUUUUUGUUGUUCUUGUGGAUAAAAUGUAUGUAUACAAAAAUACAGUAUGCUCUUACAGUAUGGAGGGAUUGUAAUAUGCAGAAUAAAGAUUUUAAUAUCCUUUA